AUGAACAAAAAAGAAAAUUUUCAUCAAUCUAUUACAAUUGGACAUUACCAAAUGGAGAAAAAGUCUCUCGUUCUUGGCUUAAAUAUUCACAAAAGUAGUUUGCCGGCUUUAGAAGGUUCAGGUUUAAACGAUUGGAAGAAUAUUGGAGCACUUCUUUCUUCUCAUGAAAAAAGUAAUUCAUAUCUCGUAAAUUUUCAAAUGUGGAAAGAACUUGACAUACGUUUAUCUACAGAAAAAACCAUUGAUCAUAUUAAUGAACAAAAAAUUAAUGAAAAAGAACAAUAUUGGCAACGAAUUUUAGAAAGAUUAAUUGCCUUAGUCAGAGUACUGGCUACGCAAAACUUGGCAUUUCGUGGAACAAAUGAAAAGCUUUACAAUAACGCCAAUGGUAAUUUUUUAAAAUUUGUUGAGUAUCUUGCCUUAUUUGACCCAUUAAUGAAUGAACAUGUUCGGAAAAUUAAAAAUCAAGAAAAUAAAACUGCUCAUUAUCUUGGAAAAGAAAUUCAAAACGAAUUAAUACAAAUACUAGCAAAUGCUAUAAAAGAUAAUAUCUUGACUAGAGUAAAAUUUGCUAAAUAUUAUUCUAUAAUUUUAGACUGCACCCCAGAUAAUAGACAUAGAGAAAAAAUGACAAUAAUAAUUCUUUUUGUUGAUUUAGAAUCACCAGCAUCGCAUGAUGGGGAUUUAGUUAAAAUUAAAGAACAUUUCUUAGGAUUCAUACCUGUGGAGAAAUCUACAGGUGGUUUUUUGGCAAAAACAUUAAUUGAACAAUUGAAAAAUUUUAAUUUACCAAUUGAAAAUCUCCGUGGACAAGGAUACGAUAACGGAAGCAACAUGAAGGGUAAGGAGAAUGGGGUACAAAAAAAAAUUUUGGAUAUAAAUCCUCGGGCGUUUUUUAUUCCAUGCAGCGCACAUUCACUAAACUUAGUUGUGAAUGAUGCAUGCAAGUGUAGCUUAGAUGCAAUAAGUUUUUUUGGUGUGGUGCAACAGAUUUAUAGUUAUUUUUUGGGAUCACCUUCUCGUUGGCAAGUUUUUCGUAGCUAUUUUCCAGAUUUUACUGUCAAGUCAUUAAAUGAUACAAGAUGGGAAAGCCGCAUUAAUGCUUUAAAACCAUUACGAUACAAUCUCGGAAAAAUUUACGAUGCUUUAAUGCAAAUAUUUGAGGAUCCAAGAUUACAAACUACAUCAGUAGGAAAUUCUUCCCGAAAUGAGGCUAAAGGGCUUGCAAAUUCUAUUUGCAUAUUCAAGCUCAUGAAAGUUGAUUUGAAUGUAGCUACACAAUUAAAUAUUACUAAAAACAAACUUGUAAAAAUGAGGAAUGAUGAAGGCUUUCAAAUAAUUAUUGUUGAUGCUGCUGAAAUUGCAAAAGAAUUAGAAACAGUAACAAAUUUUGAAGAAAAACAUGUCGGGAGAAGGAGAAAAAAACAACACUUCGAUUAUGAAACACAAGAUGAAGCGUUGCAAGAUCCAAAAGAAAAAUUUAAAGUUGAAUUUUAUUCUAAAAUUUUAGACACUGCUAUACAGUCUAUUGCGGAAAGGUUUGAACAAAUGCGACAGUAUAAUAGUAUGUUUGGCUUCCUUCAUGAUAUUUAUUCUAUAAGUUCAAAAUCUUCAGCAGAAUUAUUGAAAAAUUGUAGAAAUCUAGAAGAAAUUUUAACUCAUGGUUCUCAAAAAGAUAUUAGUGCAGCGGAUCUUUGCAAUGAAAUCAAAGUACUUUCUGGAAGACUCCCACAACAAAUGCCACCACAUGAAGUACUAACUUUUAUAGUUGAACAACGUUUAAUUGACUGCCUACCAAAUAUAUAUUCUAAGAAAAAAAUCGCUGGUGGUAAAUUUGAACCACGACUAUUACGUUCAGAAGCUUAG
Hydra vulgaris (swiftwater hydra) is the source of this 1866-nucleotide messenger RNA. Lineage: Eukaryota; Metazoa; Cnidaria; Hydrozoa; Anthoathecata; Hydridae. The record is from RefSeq and is a predicted model, not a curated record.